Molecule: messenger RNA, 2935 nt
Organism: Notechis scutatus (mainland tiger snake)
Lineage: Eukaryota; Metazoa; Chordata; Lepidosauria; Squamata; Elapidae
Source: RefSeq, a predicted model, not a curated record
GCCUCGCCACAGAAACCUGAAAUCAUUUCUUGCAUUUAUUAUUACAACGACAUUCUUAAUUGUAGCUGGACGUCUGGAAGAGAACUACCCAGUGGUACAAACUGCUGGUUUGUUACCAUAGAAAACAAUGAGGAAAGUAAAACAAAUAACGGUACAAUGGAAAAUGGUUCAUGUAUAGCAAAAUACAUUCCAUUUAUGAGUGUUGUUAAACAAGUCAAAGUACAACUCGUUGGAGAAACAUUCAACUUGACUUCCCAACAUAUGAAAGAUAUAUUGAAACCUGGUCCUCCUGAAAUACUGAAAGUAGAAGGGAUGAAGGAAAUGCUAAGAGUUGACCUGAGAAGAAACCCAAAAGAACCAAGUUAUGAUCCUUUUCUAUGCCAGAUUUGCUACCAAGCCACAACAAAAGAUAUUUCUAAAUGCAUCAAUAUCCACAUUAAAAUACUUGAAAGAAAUCAAUCUUUAAAUCUCACUGGCCUGUGGAAUUUCACAAAUUAUACAGUCGCUGUUCGGUGUAAAGGUGAUGGGUUUGGUAAAUGGAGUGAAUGGAGCAACAGAGUAACAAACAGAACGGAAGAACAAGCUCCUUUGAAAAUAGACUUAUGGAGAGUAAUUGAAACUUAUCCUAAUGGAAACAGGAGUGUGCAUCUUUUGUGGAAGGAAUAUAAAGAAUUCCCAUCUUCAGGAAUAAUAACUGGCUGUAAAGUCAAAUACAGUGCAGAACACGUCAACACUACUUUUGAAAAAAAAUACAAUCAUAAUGAGCCUGUCAUUCUCAGCCUGACAAAGGAUGCCUACAAUAUCCGUUUUACUGCUCGUAACAGUGCUGGAUAUUCUCCUGAAGUUACUAUUAGAAUUCCAUCAAAACAUGAAGAAACAAUAGACCAAAAAAGAAUUACUCAUCUGAAGGCUUCUGCUUUAGAAGAGAAAGUGCUUUUGACAUGGGAUUCAACGAAUUCAGAAAUAAACGGUUAUAUUAUAGAAUGGCAUGAUGAGUUAGAGAAAGACCCAAACAAGCGAUCUUGGGAUAGGAUAACAAAUACCACAGAAUGGAUUUCCCACAAAGGAAUCUUUAAACACUUUAAAUGCUAUAAUUUUUCAGUAUACCCUUUAUGUAAAGAAGAAAUAAAAAAGCCAACUUCCAUCAGUAUCUAUUUCCAUGAAAGUGGUACGUAUAAAUGGUGGUCCUCAAGGUUAGAAGAAACUGUGGACAGCAGUAUCCUGAAGUACAAACUUAAGUCUUUGCAGCCCAAUACCUAUUACAGAGCUUGGAUUAAGGCAAACACCAUCAUGGGAGGAACAAAGGGAAAUGAAAUUCACUUUUUUACCAAACUACUUAGUACAACAGACAUUAUUCUUGCAACUGUCUUCAUUGGAAUAUUCAUGAUCUGCAUCUUGAGUUUUGGAUUAUUAUGGGCUCUAAAAUAUAAAAUGAUAAAACGAAUUUGCUGGCCUCAGAUUCCACAUCCUGUAAUAGCAUGUUAUCCUGCUGUAUCUCAGAAAAUCAUAUUGGGGAACUCAUUUUCUAAGGAUGACAUCAAUAUUUUGAAAAUGGAUACUUGCAGGGAGAAUGAGUUGCCAUUGCUGAAUCCCGAAAACUUCUUCAAACAAGCAAAUGUUACUGCAAAAAUUACGGUUGCUGGUCAAGAGACUUUUUGUACUGGAGAAUACAGAGCUCUAGAAUGUCUUCUUCCAGUAUCAUCUUUGAACCAUGACUUCGAGGAUCAAACAUUUCUAACUAUGAAAAGCGAUUCUGAAAGUUCUGCAAAAGAUGAAAUGCAAUAUCAGGAAUAUUUUCAGGAGAAAACUGAAUUCAAUUCAUAUUUGAAAAACUCUGUUUGCUCAAGAGAGUUCCUGGAUUGCAAAAAUGUAGAACAAAAUACAAAAGAACCUGAAACCCAACCUGCUUCUUUGGCCUGUUAUAGGGCUGGGGAUCCUUAUGUAGCACCAGAUACAGAUAAAUUCAAAGUAUUAAUUACAUAAUGAUUUAAAAAAAAAACUUAUGGGACAAUUGUGUAAUUGCUGUUUUACUAAAUAGUAAGCAUGUAAGUUCUGCAUGUUUUUUAAAAUUAUUGCAUAAAUUUGUUUCAAACUUGAUUAUUAGGAGGUAUAAAAUAUUCACAUCACGGGGCCAUGUUUCAUGCUUGCCGUUUCCUAAUAAAAUAUAAUGAUGUUGAAUAGAAAAAAAUGGUCUAAGAAACUUUGGAUAUAGAAGAAAAUGUUGUUAGGAUAGUAUCCAUCUUAUGAGAAGGAAGGACUCACUGGAGAAGAGCCCAGGGCUGGGAACGACUGAGGGCAAAAGGGGACCACAGAGAAUGAGGUGGUUGGAUGGAGUCACUGAAGCAGUCAGCGUGAACUUAAAUGGACUCGGGGGGAUGGUAGAGGACAGGAAGGCCUGGAAGGAACAUUGUCCAUGGGGUUGUGAUGGGUCGGACAUGACUUCGCGACUAACAACAACUAUCCACACAACCUUACCUUCUGACCCAAAAAGCUAGUUAACCAAUUGGUUAAGGCAUCAGGCUAGAAGCUAGGAGACCAUGAGUUCUAGUCCUGCCCUUGGGCCAGUCAUUCUCUAUCAGACCAGCCCACCUCAUACAGUUGUUGUGGAGAAAAUAGGAGGAGGGAAUAAUACUAGAUAAGUUUAUUACCUUAUGUUAUUUGUAAAGGAAUAAAAGCAAAAUAAAAUCUAAUAAAAAUAAAUUUGUUGGAUAUGCUUUUGCUGCAAAUACAGUCAAAGCUAUGCCUUCUUAAAUUUUUUUUGUUUCAUUAUUCUAAUCUAGUAAUCAAAGAUCUCAAAUACGGAGGGGAAAAUGAAGUCACAUAAUUGUCAGUCAGAACUAUUGAAGGUGUUGUAAAGAUUGGUAUAAAGGUGUUAUAGAAAUAAAAAUAAAUAUAAAUGUAUAAAGGCUUUGUAUCGUUUGUAUGUGUACUCAGU